Molecule: messenger RNA, 2532 nt
Organism: Chenopodium quinoa (quinoa)
Lineage: Eukaryota; Viridiplantae; Streptophyta; Magnoliopsida; Caryophyllales; Amaranthaceae
Product: calcium-dependent protein kinase 8-like
Exons: 8
Coding region: 489-2084 (531 amino acids)
Biological process (GO): protein autophosphorylation; intracellular signal transduction; peptidyl-serine phosphorylation
Cellular component (GO): cytoplasm; nucleus
Molecular function (GO): ATP binding; calcium-dependent protein serine/threonine kinase activity; calcium/calmodulin-dependent protein kinase activity
Source: RefSeq, a predicted model, not a curated record
UUGUAAUAUCCCAAAAUUGGAUCUAAACUGAGAGAAAAAUAAGUGGGUUUUUAGAGUAGAAGAGAGAGAAAAUUAGAAAGAAAUUAAGAAGAAGAGAGAAAAGUCUCUGAAAAGAGCUUUGACUCUCUUCUAUGGCAGAUUCACACCUUCAAUUUCCCAUCUUUUUCAAUUAAUUUUUCUGGGUUUUUAUAUAGUUUUUGUUUUUACUUUUAUCUCAAAUAUUUCAACAAAUCUUUUUCUUUUUUUACUGGUUUUGUUGGUUGAACAUUAACCAUUUAUUUAGUCUUCUUCUUUCUAUCUCCUCAACUAAGCAACCUACUUUAUUUUAUUUUUAUUUUUAUUUUUUGUUUUUCCCUAUUUUAUCCCAAAUCUCAGGAAUUUCCCUCAAAAAGUACUUGAAUCUGAAAUUUGAACCUUACCCAGUUGAUUAUUUUCUAUUAUCUGAACUGGGUAUACCUCAAAUCUUCAAAAAAUUAGAUUUUUGAUUGAUGGGUAAUUGUUGUGGUUCCCCAAAUGGAGGUAAAACUAGCAAGAAAAACAAACCAAACCCAUUUGCAGCUGAUUAUUCAGUAAAUCAAAGAUCUGAAGCAAACACAAAAUUAUAUGUUUUGAAAGAUCCUACAGGGCGUGAAAUACACGCGCAGUAUGAACUAGGAAGAGAGCUUGGAAGAGGUGAAUUUGGGAUAACUUAUUUAGCAACUGAUUUAAAUAGUGGUGAUAAAUAUGCUUGCAAAUCAAUUCUUAAGAAGAAGCUUAGAACUGCUGUUGAUGUUGAUGACGUUAGGAGAGAAGUUGAGAUUAUGAAACAAUUACCAAAACACCCUAAUAUUGUUACUUUAAAGGAUACAUAUGAAGAUGAUAAUGCUGUUCAUAUUGUAAUGGAGUUGUGUGAAGGUGGUGAGCUUUUUGAUAGGAUUGUUGCUCGUGGUCAUUAUACUGAGAGGGCUGCUGCUCUUGUUACCAAAACUAUUGUUGAAGUUGUUCAGAUGUGUCAUAGCCAUGGAGUGAUGCAUAGGGACCUGAAGCCAGAGAACUUUCUAUUUGCCAACAAGAAGGAAAACUCUGCCUUAAAGGCCAUCGAUUUUGGAUUAUCAGUAACUUUUAAGCCAGGUGAGAAGUUUACUGAGAUUGUGGGCAGUCCUUACUACAUGGCUCCUGAGGUUCUAAAACGUCACUAUGGCCCAGAGAUUGAUGUUUGGAGUGCUGGAGUUAUUUUAUAUAUCUUGCUGUGUGGUGUUCCUCCUUUCUGGGCCGAAACUGAACAAGGUGUUGCACAAGCCAUCAUUCGUUCAGCUGUCGACUUUAAAAGGGAUCCAUGGCCAAAAGUGUCAGAUAAUGCAAAAGAUCUAGUGAAAAAAAUGCUUGAUCCUGACCCAGAGAAGCGACUUACAGCCCAAGGAGUACUUGAACAUCCUUGGUUGCAAAAUAUCAAGAAAGCUCCAAAUGUCUCCCUUGGUGAAACUGUGAAAGCCAGGCUGAAACAGUUUUCUGUGAUGAACAAGCUCAAGAAAAAGGCUCUAAAGGUGAUUGCUGAGCAUUUGUCGACGGAAGAAGUAGCUGGCAUAAAGGAAGCAUUUGAUGCUAUGGAUACUGGAAAGACAGGCAAAAUCAACUUGGAGCAGUUAAGAGUUGGACUGCAGAAGCUAGGACAUCAUAUCCCUGAUGCAGACCUUCAAAUAUUGAUGGAUGCGGCUGAUGUUGAUGGAAAUGGAGCGUUGAAUUAUGGGGAGUUUGUUGCUGUUUCUGUUCACAUUAGGAAAAUGGCCAAUGACGAGCACCUCCACAGGGCAUUCUCAUUCUUUGACAAAAACAAGACUGGAUUCAUAGAGGUUGAUGAGUUGAGGGAUGCAUUGAAUGACGAUAGUGAUGCUAUUGCCAACAACACCGAGGAAGUCAUAAAUGCGAUCAUGCAUGAUGUCGACACUGAUAAGGACGGACGCAUAAGUUAUGAUGAAUUCUCAGCAAUGAUGAAGGCCGGUACUGAUUGGCGAAAAGCGUCUAGACAAUAUUCUCGAGAACGGUUUAACAGCUUGAGCUUGAAGUUGAUGAGAGACGGUUCGUUGAUUGCAAAUGAGGUCAAAUGAACCCAAGGAAAAGAUUGAUUUAAGAUGAUUUACAGUGUAGCUAUUCCUUUUGUUUUUCUUUGACCGGGAAAUUUACUCGCUAAUCAGAGAUCCAGAGUAAUUCCCGAAGAUAAUUUUUUUGCCUGCUUCACAUGGAUACUUCAAGUAAAAAUGGGUUGUGAUCCUGUGUACAAGCUAUGUAAUGUGCUGCAUAGCUAAGGCUUUUUAGGUGGUCUGAUUUAUUACUUUUUUUUUUUUUCGUUUUUGUUUCGGAUUUGUCGGUAGUUGUAAUAGUAAACAAAAAAAUAAUAAUUAGUGAUUAGGGAGUUAAUAGGGAGUAAGGUUGCUAUAUGUGGUCUACUUCAUGCCGUUGUACAUAAGUUGGAAUUUUAAGAUUCCUUCAUUCAGAGAAAUUAUUCUGUCUACUAUCAAAGUUUCUAUUGAGCUACCCAUAUUUGUCACCUUUCUA